Thalassophryne amazonica is the source of this 2359-nucleotide messenger RNA. RefSeq lists its product as uncharacterized. The record is from RefSeq and is a predicted model, not a curated record. Gene Ontology annotation, cellular component: cytoplasm. The transcript is spliced from 6 exons. NCBI's taxonomy places the organism in Eukaryota, Metazoa, Chordata, Actinopteri, Batrachoidiformes, Batrachoididae. The coding region runs from base 472 to 1386 and encodes 304 amino acids.
CACUCAUGACAGAAACAGUCCCUCAUCUGUGGAAUCUCCUCCCAUUCUGCAGUCUGGAGUCGUUCUGUCAGUUUAGAAAAAGAGAUCAGGCUCUUCCGUAUUCAUGAAGGGACGGACAAGAUAACCGGCUGUAAGUGCGUUUCAGAAAGGGAGAAACACCGCGGCUGUGAAUAAGGUUGUUCCGGAAAUGGCCUCCAAAAUCCAUGGAAACUGAUCCAGUACCGAAAGGAAGCUGGAUUUGUGUGUGUGCUUGUAAAAGUGUGUACAUGAUGAGCAAGCAGAGUGCAUGUAGGUAACAAAGAGUAGUUUCUGAACACCAGAGCGAUGAUGGUCUUCAUCUGACCAAGGUGAGGGAGUCCAAAGACCAAGAAGUGUCCACUUGAAGGAGCUGCUGGCUGAAGGGCGACGCCCCCCUUUUCCCCAACGGCUGGCUGAGGUGUUGCCUUGUUGACCCACAGCUAACCUGCCAACAUGCUGCAGCAGAUACUAAAGGACAUGUACAUCGAUCCUGAUGUGCUCGAGGCCCUAAACGAGGACCAGAAAAAGACACUUUUCCUGAAAAUGCGUGAGGAACAGGUUCGACGCUGGAAGGAGCGGGAGGAGAGUCAAGAGCAAGGCGGGGGUGGCACCGAGGUCAGGAGGACAAACCAAACGAAAGUCGCCACUAAGAGCGUGAGCUGCUGCUUGGUCGGGACGGAGACGGCCGUCACCGUGAUCGGAGAGGUGGACGAGCUGGCCUCCAAAUUCAUCUGUUCAGGAUUUGGAGAAAAGAAGGGUCCAAGUCCACCGAGCAAUGCACACCUUCAAAGUACCUUGAUGAGGCAGAAAAGCAAACAAAACCUGUCCUUAAAUGAGAGAGAAAACCUGCACCUGAAAACACAGGCUGGGAUCCCGCUGAAUUUAAAGCCUGAUCUGAAGUCAGCCAGCGCAACCGAAGAGGAGAAGUCGGCUCCCCAAGCCUCCAUCUGCCCUACGCCCCUCAUGAGAUCCAUCCCUGUCACCGUCAGACCGGCUUCGGCAAAUGUGGCACCGACCUCUGUUAGCGCCAGACCUGGGCUUGCAAAUCUGAAGGUGGCUGCUACAGCGCAAUCCUCUUCCCCGAGAAGUACUGUCAAAACAGACUAUGGAACCACGUCUGCUACCAAAGCUGGCCUGAACUCACUGGAAGCCCAGAAGUCACAUGGCGGAAAAGAUGUGUACGAAGAAACCAGGACACCAGGGAAUACAUCCACCUGUGCUGGGCGUGGCCGGGUGGCUCAGCUCAUGAAAGCCUUCAGCACAGAAGAGACGGAGACUGCCACACAGACCGCCACACGCACCACCAAGCCUCCCCUCCCCAACAAGCCUAGCCACUUGCGUACAAUAGCCACACCCACUGUGAGGUAAUCACGUAGCCUAUACCAUGAAGCGCAGACCAUCCAGAGCAUCUGUUGCCAUAUUAAACCAAAGCCACUGGACUCCUGAUGUGGAGCGUGGAGCCGGUGCGUAGCCCGGACAGCGUGGUGUCAAACCCAAAGCAAUGAAAAUGUUCACAGCCUGAAUGUAAAUUUUGUUGUAUGCAGAAGUACUGUAACAGUCUUUGAAAUUCCAAGUGAUAACUUACAACUGAAUUUACUUUUAUAUCAGUUGCACUCAUUUUUUUUUUGAAGUUUUUGUUUUUGGUUGGGGGUUUUUGGCCAGGGAAGUGUCAAAAUUUCACAUGCAUUUCUGUGUUGCUGAGAUUUUCCAUGUUAUGUAUUUUAAUGUAUUAUAUAUAUAUAUUUUGUUGUCCCACUACUCAAAUUGUUUACAUGCUCGUGUCAUGUAGUUUGGAUCAUUUUCCACAUGUUAGUGUGGAUCAGUUUAAUUAAUGAAAUCUGCUUGAUUUCCUUCUUUAAAAGUGGUUGUGGACCAGACAGCACGGGGUAAAACGAGGUACAGUCGGAUCUUCCUUCGUCCCCGCUGUCUUGUCUCCGAGACUAGUGUCGGUUUGUUUAUUCAUCACAAUGCAGUGAAUGUCUCCCUCUGGCCACCUGGCGAUUGCCGCACUGGGACCUGCCGUGCGCGUGCCAAGCGACCCUCGUCUGUCACUCUUUAGUGGAUCAAACUCCAGCAAGUUCAAAACAGUCACUGCCAAAUAUUUCAGCCUUGCUUCGGUUACACUUUUGUUCUCCAUUUCCUCAGGGACUGCCAUUGCUGAUGUGGGCUUGUGUGAGUGUUUUGCGUGCGCGCAUGUGUGUAUUUUUAAUAUUUUCUAUAGGGAGACAAACAGUGUUCUAAUGGGAUAUUUAACACAGUUAAAACUGAGAGGUAUGUGUGCCUCGGAUGUCAGACUUGUACAUGGUGCAAUCAACGAAACAAUAAAAUUGUGUGAGCUGUA